AAGAUGCCGACCAUCACUCAGAUUCCAGCUUCACUGAAAAAUACAGGAUCUGUGGAAAGACGCUGUGUUUGCUGAAAACCACUAAAUCUGAACUUGAGACUCAUUUUGAUGGGGCCGGCUCUUACUGUAGAAUAACUCUCCACGCUUCCACUGCAGCGCGUUGUCUGAUCAUUCUUAAAGGGAAGUCUCGAAUUUUCACCUCAGAGGUUUUGUUUUGCUCGAUACUUCUAAUGCUCUCCUCUCUCGACCAUUUUUCUCCGCUCACCUCAACCAGUCGAGGCUGAUGGCCGCCCACGUUGUGACUCUUCAGGUGUGAUGAAACCAGCGGUGCUGCAUGACGUUGAUGAUGUGUAAGCCUGCGAUCAGUCUCUCGGACCAUUAGCAGUCCCACUGGACACCAUCAUGUACCUGGCUCACACGGCUCACUGGCAGUUCCUGGGCCUGUCCUUAGGCUUUCUGGCGUGGAUCCUCACCAUGGCCACAGCCGGCCUCAACGAGUGGCGGCUGUGGCAUGUGGACGACGUGUCCGUCAUCACCUCGGGCAUGGCCUGGGUUGGUAUCUGGAAGGUGUGUUUCUACACACACGUCCUUCCACAGACUGAGUUCUGUCGGCGCAUCAGCAUGUCAGACUCUUUUCUUCCAGUGGAGAUCCCUGUGGCUCAGGUGCUGAUGGUGCUGGCGAUGAUCUGCGGCCUGGCAGGAAGCAUCAGCGGCGGAGUGGCCAUGAGGAUGGUCUACUUCACAGUGGAGGAUCGAAGGAACAUCAGGCUGGUCUUCAUACUGACAGGGACCCUGUAUCUGUUUUCGGGGUCGUGCUCCUUGGUGCCGCUGGUGUGGAACAUGAACUCUGUGCUCAUCAACAGCACCAUAGACUUCCCUCCUGAGUAUUACCUCCCUGUGGUUCCUGUCAGGCAGCAGGUCGGCACAGCCAUCGGUGUGGGCAUCUUUGCCUCCAUCCUGAUGCUCAUCAGCGGGCUGCUGUUCCUCUCCUACAAGUAUGCCCGCCACACUCUGAGGUCAGUGGCCCCCAGAAGCACCAGCAACCCGCUCCGUGGUCCCUGGACAACCACGGCACAGAGGUCAAAUGGAGUCAACCAGGGCAGUGACAAUCCUGCAUUCCUCAGUGAAGAGGUCUCGUGUUAAAAAAAAAGCAUGUAACUUCCGGAGCUAUUUAAUUGAUUCAAAAUCUUUGUUUUCAUUUUCAUCGUCCAAGGGAAAGAAAGAGACAGACAAUGCCAUAAAGUCUCAUUUAAAUCCCAGUGCUGCUUGAUCUAAUCUUGUUAUUGUUGCUUUACUUUUUAUUUUACACUCUAUGACACAAUCAGAUAAACAGACGAUUUAUGUGUCUGUUGUAUGUGUACAAUCAGCCUUCAAACCCAUACACACAAAACAUCUUAAGAUUGUAUCUGUAACACUGCAUAACAUAUCUCAGAUAGAUUUUGUGGAAACAUGUUGUCUAAUUUUACUAUGUUUCAUAAUGAAGCAGGAAUAUUUUCAUACUUUUUCUAUUUAAAUUUGUAAUUAUUAUAAUUUAUUUUAAAUAUGCUUUUAUUGUUUUUUUAGCAAUUAUACAAACAGACACAAAAAAACAUGAAGAGACACAAAUUAAAUACAAAGCAGUUUUUCUUUAAGUAUAAAGGUAUCUAUACAUAAACAAAAUAAAGCGAUAAUACGCAGCAAGGUGCUUAACACCGGACAUAACAUAACUCACUAGUCCUCGCCCUGAAAACAUUUAAAAACGGGGUCCAAUAUCUUAUCAUGCACCCAUGCAAUCAUGCAUCAAUGUGAUUGACAUCUCUCUCCACCAUAAAUCACAUGUGGGUACAAACUCCAUUUUCCACACUAGCAGGAUUCAUUUUUUCUAAUCAACAUUCCAAAGAAAACAGCCUUUUUUUCAAUCUUAUUGGCAGGCGAUAGGGAGCUUGUUCCUCCAAGAAUGGCUGUGAGCGGAUCAGGUUCCCUAAAGCCUCUGAGAAACAGUGAAAAAUGCUUUUCCAGCAUGUGUAAAAUGUACUGCAUGACCAUUGAUUAUUCCCUGAGAAAUCAAAGAAAACGUCGAAAAAUGCCACCAUGUUGAAGAAAGUGAAAAACAAUCUUCCAAGUCCAACCCUUUCCCGAAAUUUAAUGGAAAUAGGUUGAGUAGUUUUUCCCUAAUCCUGCUGGUAAACAAACAACGCCCCUUGACAGAGGUAAUUAACAAUCCAGAUAAUAUCAAGAAGGGCUUUCUGGUAGAAGUAGGUAUAUUGAAAAAGUUUACAAAGGAAUAGAUAAACAUGGAGCUCUGUAGCUGUGAAGAACACAAGCCUUGUAACUGAUUGUCUUCUUGGUUGCAGCAGGAACAAACUGUGACAUAACCAGGUCAUUGAAAUGAAUCUACACAGUCUUACAGAUAUGGAGCAACAUCAGCAUUCAGGUUUCUGUACACCUCAUGGUUGAAGAUGUUUAUCUUAAUAAAGCUCUACAGCUUCUAAAUGCUUGAGUGAGACCGGGUUAUUGGGGAGUUUGAGGUUUUCUUUGCUGAAAGAAGUUACUCGCUACGGGCCAAUACGAUUCUGAGAGCACUGAGAAUGAACCUGACAAAUGAAGCUGUGGCCUCGAAAAAUAAUACAAUGAGCUUAAAGAGGCUAAAAUGUUGUGGAGCUGAAGAGACCUACAGUCUGUUCUUGGGUUUGUCACAAGUGGCACCUUUCACAAACAUGUUGUGAUUAUAGCAGCUUUGAUAUAGUAGUGUAAUAUAAAACAUUGUGUGUGACAUGAUAUGAGCUCCUGCUGACAUGUUCUUGGUGAAAUCUAUUUUAAGUCAGCGUAACAAAUUAACAGCUAAA
Platichthys flesus (European flounder) is the source of this 2825-nucleotide messenger RNA. RefSeq names its product claudin 34a (gene cldn34a). Bases 403 to 1143 code for a protein of 246 amino acids. Lineage: Eukaryota; Metazoa; Chordata; Actinopteri; Pleuronectiformes; Pleuronectidae. Gene Ontology annotation, cellular component: bicellular tight junction; plasma membrane. Gene Ontology annotation, molecular function: structural molecule activity. Gene Ontology annotation, biological process: bicellular tight junction assembly; cell adhesion. The record is from RefSeq and is a predicted model, not a curated record. The transcript has 4 exons.